ACGGUUUCUGUCAUGUCUCCACUAAUUCCAAUUUUGGGUUCCGUAGUUGGUGCUUUUGUAGGACGGUUGCUCUAUUUUGGAUCAGAACAAAGCAGCAGUCUAAUGACUAUCCCCCUUUAUGGGAUAGUCUUGUUUUUUUGUUGUGCGCUCCGGGGUUUUUUUGGGGUCUCAUUAACUAGACGUUAUGGAAGGGGACUCGUCUUGGUUAUCGAUACGUGCCUUUAUUUUCUGGUCGCCUUGUAUCUUGGUUCUUUUAGGAUUUAUACGGGCUUACUAUUGCUUUCAAUUAUUUGUCCAGUAGUUUCGAACGAAGGAGGUGUAAUCCUUUCUAUGGUUUCGGGGGAUGGUUCGGCGUCCAGCGUGAACCAGCCGACGCCUACCUAUUCCACACAGCCGGGCUCGUCCUCCGAGACGGGGGAUAAUGUAAUUCCUCCUUCUCCAGGAGAAGGGCCGUCCCAUCAAGGGUCUGUUGUGCGAAAUGAAAGCUUGGAAUCGUCAAUGCGAUUUCGCAUUGUACGGCUCGAGCUGGACAAUAGCCCCUAUUUGCUGGAUAAGGCAAGGGGAGACUAUUGGGCUCAAAUAAGACAUGAGCUAGAUCAUGUUUCCUCUCAGAGGGAUUCUAACUCCCUUCUUGAGUUUGAAAACCGGGAUCUCCGGAUCCGGGAGCAGAAACAUGAGUGUUUCCGUCUUUUUAAUAGGGUGCUUUCUGAGCACCCUUACUUGGCCGGCCAGGCCCCCUACAAACCUAACGAAGUCUUUGACGACUUCUUGGACGAACGGCGGGAACUGCUGGACAAACAGGCGAAAGAGCCAGUGGUGGAAAAGGACAAGAAAGAAAUAGCUUUCUUGGAAGGACUUCGUAUGGACCUUCAGAAUAAUGGUCCCAAUACUAUCCUCCCCAUCUUUAAUCCCACGUCAACCUCAAAUCGUUAAGAGGCCCACACAAGUUGAUACUUUAUCAAUCAGGCUACUCCCCGAACAUGCCUACGGAAGGUAGGGGAAAGUAAGGACCAGAUGAGCAGCUUCUAAUGAAUUGGGUAAUAAUAAGUGGGCUUUUUGUAAAAAGAUGAGGGAGAUUCUGAGUAAGAGAUUCGUGUCGGAGAAGCGAAAUAUACGAGAUCACAAACGUAGAUUGCUCGCGACUAAAUAUGAAUUGAGACGAAAGCUUUAUAAAGCCUUUUGUAAAGAUUCGGAUCUUCCUAGUGAUAUGCGGGACAAACUUCGUUAUAAGUUGUCCAAGUUGCCAAGAAAUAGUUCCUUUGCACGAGUCAGAAACCGAUGUAUUUCCACGGGUCGCCCUCGUUCCGUAUAUGAGUUCUUUCGAAUUUCUCGUAUCGUUUUUCGUGGAUUAGCAUCUCGAGGUCCUUUGAUGGGCAUAAAGAAAUCGUCUUGGUAGCAACCGCCAAACCAAUAGAACAAGGGUUAGGAAGCUGGUCCGGCUAAUCCACCCCAAGGGGUGGUCCCCUAUCCAUAUCUGCCGGAUGAAGUGAUAGGAGGGGAUUGUGUUGGAUCCAUACAGCAUCGCCUUUUGGAUCACAAUACCACUCCAUCGGCCCCUGAGAUAGA
Messenger RNA from Arachis duranensis, 1566 nucleotides. Its product is annotated as ribosomal protein S14, mitochondrial. Gene Ontology annotation, molecular function: structural constituent of ribosome. The record is from RefSeq and is a predicted model, not a curated record. Bases 1067 to 1396 code for a protein of 109 amino acids. NCBI's taxonomy places the organism in Eukaryota, Viridiplantae, Streptophyta, Magnoliopsida, Fabales, Fabaceae. The transcript has a single exon. Gene Ontology annotation, cellular component: ribosome; small ribosomal subunit. Gene Ontology annotation, biological process: translation.